AUGUCCAAUGGGCGCUCAUCCACCGUGGUCGGCUUGAGUGGCCGAUUGCAGGGACUCAAGUUCAUGCAGCGUGCCAAUGCUCAACAGCAGCAGCAGCAGCAGCAGCGAGCUCCCGACCAAAGUGUCUUGGCCAGCACAAGCAGCUCCAUCCCUCGCACUUCUAGAGCAUCAGCGUCCCCGCAAUCUUUCGCGAGAGCGUCAACGAGCGCCCAAACGCCCGCGGCCGCGCCCGCGUCCGCGCCACAGCCUGUGACCUUGAUUGCGACGCAAGCACGCCAAGGCAAGGAUGCAUCGCAAUCGGACGAAGAGUGGUGCAUGCCAUCUGCUCGAUCUGCUUCAGACAGGCCUACAUCUUCCGCAGUCAAGGUGGAGCACGAACCAGCUUGGUCCUCCUGGCUUGCCAGUGCCGGUGCUGGCUUGAAGACGGAGCAUGAUCCUGUAGACCUCGACGUCCAUGCAUCCGCCCCGAGUCAGUCCACCCGCCGAUCUUUUGGUGCGUGGGCGCAAAAGAAACGUCAAAAGAGUCGCAAGGGAAGCGAGAGCGAUGCGGAGAGCGACGACGACGACGGCGACGACGACAAGAAAGGUGCCCGUGCGUAUGGCAAAUCGAGACGUCCAGCACGCUCGGCCGAUGCUCGCGUGGAUCGCAAGAGCGCAAAGGGGGGGCGAGCACCGCAGGGGGGGCUCGACAAAGUAUCGCUCGAUGAAGAAUCGCUGGACGAGAAAGAGGUGGAAGGGCUGGCGAUCAUCGAUGAGAUCAAAAGAACAGCUGGCCGUGCAUCGGGUGGCGCACAAAGGCACAGCGAUGGUGCCACCGCCAAGAAGCGCAAGCACAGCCAAGGUCGCGCUCACGCUCACGGCGAUACAGAUCGCACAUUCAAGAAACCAGGCAGGUCACCUUGGUAA
This is a messenger RNA of Ceraceosorus bombacis, 906 nucleotides long. Lineage: Eukaryota; Fungi; Basidiomycota; Exobasidiomycetes; Ceraceosorales; Ceraceosoraceae. The record is from the annotation of a GenBank genome assembly.